Messenger RNA from Pogonomyrmex barbatus (red harvester ant), 1142 nucleotides. It is a transcript of the gene orion, whose product is annotated as chemokine-like protein orion. NCBI's taxonomy places the organism in Eukaryota, Metazoa, Arthropoda, Insecta, Hymenoptera, Formicidae. The record is from RefSeq and is a predicted model, not a curated record.
GAUUAGUGAUAAUUUUCUCAUUUUAGGAAAGAGAUAGCAAAAGACGAUACGAAUAUAUUCAAUAUGAAAACGGUCUCGUUUAUGGAAACAAAAACACAUGUCGUAGAGGAACAAUCAAAGUCGAUAGCUGGUGGCGGUGGCUUUUCUGGCAUUGUAGCUACUGCUUUUGUUAUUGCGACGAUCAAAAUUCAAGUUCUCAUCGAUAUUUCAGUCUGCGAUCUGUAACGUCUGAUGUCUCGAAAAAUAGAGUUAUAACGGGGAUGAGACUGAAGAAAGUAGACAAAGUUAUUUAUAUACAAAUCCAAGAGGGCGAGUUGCUUCCACGCGGAGCGAUUAAUACAUCUACAAUUGAAUGGCAACCAAUCGAUGUCUUUUCAGUCUCGGACACUCAUGUUAAGGACGGUAUUGAUUACCAUAAAAUCGUAUGGGAAAAACGCGCUUUGGAUCUCGAUGACUUGUUAUCACCACAAGAUCAUCUUUUGACAGGCAUUCGAUUCCGAAUGGUUGGUAGUCGUCUAAAUUUGGAAAUAAUGAUAACUCCGUUCAAUUUCACAUCUGGGUCGUUACUCCAACCUGAGGAAAAGAGUUUUUGGUAUAGCAAUGAUGUUACGGAAAGAACCGAGCUAACGCUAAUUGAACCUGACAUACCGACUCGAGAUCCUGCGCGGAACUUACCGGAUUCCGCUGAAAAUCAAUAUUUAAAUUUCGCACCGAGCGAUCGACGAAAAGACGCUGCACAAAGCACGAUUCCUUUCCUCGAUAUUCAACCGGUCGUGUCGAAUCCACCCGUGCCGGUCGCCGGCGCCGGUAUCUUUCACAAAGGCCGAAAAGGUUCGGGCGGAUUCGUCGCCCUGAAAUUGAUCACUUACGAUUUCGCGCCGCAUCUACAAAUCGAUUUACCACCGGCACCGCCCGUUCUCGAAACUCCGAACGAAAUUAAAGCGACGUAGAAUCUUUCAUAUCUUUCAUUACUUUAUGAAAAUAACAAUUGAAGAACCUGUGAUUUGCUAAGAAUCUCAGCUCAAUAUACCGAGGUGAAAACGAAGAUGUAUAUCGAAUUAUUGCAUAUGAAAUGUUAAUUUCAGAAUACUUCGGUUUUAUAGAAAGUUAAAAUUUUAAAAUACAGUAAAUAUGAGAGAAAA